Molecule: messenger RNA, 792 nt
Organism: Arachis ipaensis
Lineage: Eukaryota; Viridiplantae; Streptophyta; Magnoliopsida; Fabales; Fabaceae
Source: RefSeq, a predicted model, not a curated record
AUGGAGGGUACCGCAAACGUGAUAGUGUAUCGUAAUGGUGAGAUUAUACGAAAUAGUCAUGAGGGAGUGAAGUUUGUGUGUGAGAAUCCGUUUUCGUUUGUGGUUCCAUGCACCAUGACGUUUAUCGAGCUUCAAAACGGUCUCUGUCAAAGCAUGGAGAAGAGUAUAUUGAGGAGAGUGAGCAGUAUAUUGUGCCGGAAUCCGGUUAUAAUUUUUGGUGGUCUAAUACAGUUUGAUAUCAUGCCGAUCACUGACGAGGAGAGUAUGCAAAAUAUGUUCCAAAUUCACCGGCAAACUCAAAUACGACAGCCACAGAUUGAGCUGUAUGUUGAGUUUGAAGACGUAGAGGCAGAUGAGAUUCAAAAUGAUUUAGAUAUAGAGGAUGAUAGAGCUACAGUGUACGAAGGAAUGAACAGUGACAGCAAAGAGGACUUCGAAGCCACUUAUGAAACUGGCGAUAAAGACGAGGAUGGUGAUGUGGGAGUCGAAGCAGAAGUGGAGAAUGUGGUGGUUCUCCCCGCAGUCAGUCAACCGAUGAACGUCCCACAUUUUAUGCGUAAUUUGGAUCUUGACGCGAUGAAUACACCGGAAUUUUCGGAAUAUGCAAAUAUAGGUGUUGCUGAUCCUGAGGACGGAGAGUUUAAGAUAGGAAUGGAGUAUAGUUCUAGAAAGUCUGUCGUCGCAGCAAUCAAAAGUUACACUAUCUCUAGAGGAGUCGACUACAAUGUUUAUGAGUCCGAAUCAUUGACGUUCUAUGCAAAAUGCAAGACGUAUGGGCGUGGGUGCGACUGA